UGGAUAUUACAAAAAAGGCGAGGGCACUUAGGGAGUUUUCUGGCCAUUGAAGUUUCUGACUUUUCCCGUAUCUUGUGGUAAGGAAACAACCUAGAUAACUUUUGGGUGUCUGUUACACAUACUGCCCCUGUUACCAAUCCGCCCAGCUUCCCAUUUCUGUAUUUGGCCGAGUGGUGUUGAUAUUUAGUAGUAUAUGGAAAGGAUACUACCCAAUGAGAAAAAGUGUGAAACAUAAGAGGUUGAAGUGCAUUCUUCGUAGAAUGAAAUCUCAGAAUGGGGAAGGGAGACUUAGGAGAUAGUGAAUUAAUUACUGGAGUGCAGUCAGUUUUAACGAAAACCUAAUUGCACAUCUUCCGUUUAAACUUUUUUGUUUUUUGUUUUUUUGAGAGAGAGGGAGUGAGCAGGUAAGGGGCAGAGAGAGGGAGGGAGAGAGAAGAUCAAGCAGGCUCCACACCAUCAGGACAGAGACUGAUUUGGGUUUGAACCCAGGAACCACGGGGUCAUGACCUGGGUGGAAACCAAGAGUUGGGCCUUUAACCACCCUGUCGAACCUUUGACCCACCCAGGUGCCCUGCGCACCUUCCUUUUUUAAGGAGUGAAAACAAUGUGUGUUGAAACCUAUAUACUGUUUUUAAAGUUUUAGAAAUGAUGUAUAGCAUUUCCAUCACAGUGUUCGUUCGCAUUUGUGGACGUAUUUCUUAUGAAUUGGAUUCUCAAUUAUGAAGUUUUAAUAAGUAAUGUCAUCUCCCAAUACAGAAGACAUUCAUUUAAGCAUAAAUUUUCUUGUCCGGAAGUAGUACUUCUGAAUUAAAAUGUAAGUUUUUGGAUAUUCAUGCAGUGUUUCUUGACCGAAUGUUUUUACACUGAUAUAUUUACGAAUUUUAAAAGGAAUUUCAAGUUUAGCUUUUGGGAGCUUUAAAAAUUUGUGUUGAUUUUGUAUUCUUUGAGUGUUUUCCAAUAUUUAAGAUAUUUUCAAGCUUCCUGUGAGCAAGUUCAUGUGAGAAUGUCAGUUGGAUAUUAGUGUUCUAGGUUUGUGGGAAAAUUUCAAUUCCUAGUUAAAUACCAAUAAAAAAUUUUUUUUUUAAAAUAGAGUGUGAUUUACAUAUACUCAGAUCACUUGUUGGAACAUUCACAUCAUAUAUUUAGAAAUAAAUAUGCACUUUUUAAAAAAAGAUUUUUAAGCUUUAUUUUUGGGAGAGAGAGAGAGAAACAGUGUGAGCGGGGAAGAAACAGAGAGAGACACAGAAUCCAAAACAGGCUCCAGGCUCUGAGCUGUCAGCACAGAGCCCGAAGUGGGGCCCAAACCCACAAACCACGAGAUCAUGACCUGAGCCAAAGUUGGACGCUUAACCGACUGAGCCACCCAGGUGCCCCAAUAAAUACACACUUUUUAAAGUAAUGGCUUUGAGAUGUGAUUUACAUACCAAAUAAUUUACCCACUUAAAACGUACAAUUCACUGGUUUUAGUACAUUUAGAGUUUUGCAUUUAUUGCCACAGACUCCGUUUUAGAACAUUUUCAUCAACCCAACAAGAAAACCGUGGACUGUUAGCAGUUACUGUCCUUUUUUUCCCACCACCUCCCCAACUCCCCUAGACAACCACUAGUGUACUUUCUAUUGAUUUGCCUUUUCCAUUUUAUACAAAUGGAAUCAUUUCACGCUUAACAUUACAUUUCAUUUUCUUUUCUGCAAUACUUGUUGCUCAUUUUGACAGGUGAUUUAGAAGUAUUUUCAUUAGCCUUACCUAAAAUGCUUUCUAUUUAAACUGUAGGAUACAGGAAUGAAUUAAUGAGUUUCUUAGUAAUUCUUUGUGAAGAAUCUAUGUGUUAAUUUUUACUUGAUAUUUUUUCUAUCAUAAAAGAAUAAACACUUUUUUUAGAUUUAUUUAUUUUGAGAGAGAGGGAGAGAGAGUGUGAGAAAGUGAGCAGGGAAGGGGCAGAGAGAGAAUCCCAAGCAGGCCCCCCAGUGUCAGUGUGGAACUGGAGAGGGUGUGUGUGUGUGGGAGGGGAGGUGGGGUGGGGGUGGACCCAGCUUGAAAUCAGGAGUUGGAUGCUUAACCAACUGAGCCACCCAGCUCCCCAAAUAAGUACCCUUUGUAAUGCUUAUACUUAUUUAAAUAAAAUAACAAAACGCUGGUCCUUUAACAUUUUUAUUAAAAUGUCAUACAGGUUUUAUUAGGUGGUGGUAAUAUAUAUGUGGUAAAUAAAAAUAUAAAAUGUUUUAAUUCUUUACAAAGAAGGUGUUUUGUGUGAAGUCUGAGAGGUAAUUAUUUUAAGAGGGAUUUGAAAGGGUAUUUAAUUUUCUGUAAUUCUUUAAAUUUUAAUAUAUUUUAAAAUAUUUUAUUUCCCAAUAGCUUGCUAUGGCAUUGUUCAAGUACCCACUGGACCAUGGUUUUGCAGGAAAUGUGAAUCUCAGGAGAGAGCAGCCAGAGUGACUCUCUACUUCAUGAGGCUGGAACCAUGACUGCUGGCAGCUCUUGGCUCUCAUCUUCCCAGCCCCUUCUACCAGAAGAAGGGGCUCUCUUGAAGAAUCCUGGGAAGGACUCUGAUUGGCCUGUCUUGGAUCAUGUACCCACCAUCCCUGUGGCUGGAGUGGGGAGGGUACUAUGAAUGGCAACCCUCACUAGAACUACAUAGUUGGAGUCAGGGAGAUGUGAACUGUGUCCUCAUAAGGAUGGAGCUUUAAAAAGAACAGAUAAUGGGGUUUAAUCUUUGAUACAUUUGGAAUGUAUCCAGGUAAUACAAUGUGAGGUUGGGCUCAUGUGGUUUGUGCCCUGUAUAUUCCAGAGGUACAGUUUGCCAAUGUUUCUACAAUGGAACCAAUUGUUUUACAGUCUGUUCCACAUGAUCGUUACAAUAAGACUUGCUACAUUUGUGAUGAACAAGGACGAGAAAGCAAAGCAGCUACCGGUGCUUGCAUGACAUGUAAUAAACACGGAUGUCGGCAGGCUUUCCACGUGACGUGUGCUCAGUUUGCUGGACUACUUUGUGAAGAAGAAGGUAAUGGUGCAGAUAAUGUCCAAUACUGUGGCUACUGUAAAUACCAUUUUAGCAAGCUGAAAAAGAGCAAACGGGGAUCUAAUAGGUCAUAUGAUCAAAGUUUAAGUGAUUCUUCCUCUCACUCUCAGGAUAAACAUCAUGAGAAAGAGAAAAAAAAAUAUAAAGAAAAGGACAAACACAAACAAAAACACAAGAAGCAACCAGAGCCAUCACCUGCAUUGGUUCCUUCUUUGACUGUUACCACAGAAAAAACUUAUACAAGCACUAGCAGCAACUCUAUAUCUGGAUCAUUGAAGCGUUUGGAAGAUACUGCAGCUCGAUUUACAAAUGCAAACUUCCAGGAAGUCUCUGCGCACACAACUAGUGGAAAAGAUGUUUCAGAGGCUAGAGGGUCAGAGGGAAAAGGGAAGAAAUCUUCAGCUCACAGCUCAGGUCAAAGGGGAAGAAAGCCUGGUGGCCGAAAUCCAGGAACGACUGUGUCAGCAGCUAGUCCUUUCCAGCAAGGCAGUUUUUCAGGAACUCCAGGCAGUGUAAAAUCAUCUUCGGGAAGUUCAGUACAGUCUCCCCAGGAUUUCUUGAGCUUUACAGACUCAGAUCUGCGUAAUGACAGUUAUACUCACUCCCAACAGUCAUCAUCAACCAAAGAUGUACAUAAAGGAGAGUCUGGAAGCCAGGAAGGGGGGGUAAAUAGUUUUAGUUCCAUAAUGGGUCUCCCUUCGACCUCAGCUGUUAUUUCACAGCCUAAAAGCUUUGAAAAUUCACCUGGAGAUUUGGGUAAUUCCAGCCUUCCUACAGCAGGAUAUAAACGGGCUCAAACUUCUGGCAUAGAAGAAGAAACUGUAAAGGAAAAGAAAAGAAAAGGAAGUAAACAAAGUAAGCAUGGGCCUGGUAGACCUAAAGGAAACAAAAAUCAAGAGAAUGUUUCUCAUCUCUCAGUUUCUUCUGCUUCACCAACAUCAUCGGUAGCAUCAGCUGCAGGAAGUGUAACCAGCUCUAGUCUUCAGAAAUCUCCUACCUUGCUCAGGAAUGGAAGUUUACAAAGUCUUAGUGUUGGCUCGUCUCCAGUUGGUUCAGAAAUUUCCAUGCAGUAUCGGCAUGAUGGAGCUUGUCCAACAGCUACUUUCUCAGAGUUGCUGAAUGCAAUACACAAUGACAGAGAUGACAGUUCUACACUAACAAAGCAGGAACUUAAAUUCAUAGGUAUUUAUAACAGCAAUGAUGUAGCAGUAUCCUUUCCAAAUGUAGUAUCUGGCUCAGGAUCUAGUACUCCUGUCUCCAGUUCUCAUUUACCUCAGCAAUCUUCUGGGCAUUUGCAACAAGUGGGAGCUCUCUCCCCAUCAGCAGCAUCAUCUGCAGCCCCAGCUGUUGCUACAACUCAGGCAAAUACCCUAUCUGGAUCUUCUCUUAGUCAGGCACCAUCUCAUAUGUAUGGCAAUAGAUUAAAUCCAAAUUCAUCAAUGGCAGCUCUUAUAGUUCAGUCUGAAAACAGUCAAACAGAUCAAGAUCUCGGAGACAAUGGCCGCAGCCUUGCUGGCAGAGGAAGCUCACCCCGAGGAAGUCUCUCACCGCGAUCUCCUGUAAGCAGCUUACAGAUUCGCUAUGAUCAACCAGUCAACAGCAGUUUGGAAAAUCUGCCUCCAGUAGCAGCCAGCAUAGAACAGCUUUUGGAGAGGCAGUGGAGUGAAGGACAGCAGUUUUUAUUAGAACAGGGUACUCCUAGUGACAUUUUAGGAAUGCUGAAGUCAUUACAUCAACUUCAAGUUGAAAAUCGAAGAUUAGAAGAACAGAUUAAAAACUUGACAGCCAAAAAAGAACGUCUUCAGUUACUGAAUGCACAGCUCUCAGUGCCUUUUCCAACAAUAACGACAAAUCCUAGCCCAUCUCAUCAAAUGCAUGCAUUUUCAGCACAGAAUGCUCCUACUACUGAUUCCUUGAACAGCAGUAAGAGCCCUCAUCUGGGAAACAGCUUUUUACCUGAUAAUUCUCUUCCUGUGUUAAAUCAGGACUUGACCUCCAGUGGACAGAGCACCAGCAGCUCUUCUGCUCUUUCUACCCCACCUCCCGCUGGGCAGAGUCCAGCGCAGCCGGGCUCAGGCGUUAGUGGAGUUCAGCAGGUCAAUGGUGUGACAGUGGGGGCACUGGCUGGUGGAAUGCAGACUGUAACAUCCACCAUUCCUACAGUGCCUGGAGUGGGUGGAAUAAUUGGAGCUUUGCCAGGUAACCAACUGGCAAUUAAUGGCAUUGUAGGAGCUUUAAAUGGGGUUAUUCAGACCCCUGUCACAAUAUCACAGAACCCUACCCCCCUCACCCACACCACUGUACCACCUAAUGCAACACAUCCAAUGCCAGCCACACUGACUAACAGUGCCUCAGGACUAGGAUUACUUUCUGACCAGCAAAGACAGAUAUAUCUUCACCAACAGCAGUUUCAGCAGUUGUUAAAUUCUCAGCAGCUCACGCCAGAACAACAUCAGGCCCUUCUGUAUCAGUUGAUGCAACAGCACCACCACCAGCAGCACCACCAGCCUGAGCUACAGCAGCUCCAGAUGCCUGGGCCCACGCAAAUACCGAUCAACAACCUGCUCGCGGGCACCCAGGCGCCGCCGCUUCACCCCGCGACCACCAACCCCUUCCUCACCAUCCACGGCGACGGUGCAAGUCAGAAAGUAACGAGACUUAGUGAUAAAACUGGGCCUGUCACUCAAGAGAAAAGUUGACACUUGAGAAACCUCUAGAAAUUGCCUCUCCUGCUGCUCUAGCACUUGAUCUGGCUGCCAUUGCAGCCCUCCUACACCUAUGAAGAAAUGCGACAAGAAAUGAACUGCACAGCAAAGGAUUAAUUGCCACAAGGACAUUCUUGUAAGGCUUUGAUUAAUUUUCUUGUUGCUUUGUUGCACUGAAAUGGAAUUUCCAUGCCCCCCAUCCCUCAACCCAGAUUUUUUUGAACUUUGAGAAAAAAAUUUAAUAACUAACUUUUGUCAAUGAAAUAAUUUACAUGCAAUGAAUUUAUCAACCUAAGAGAAAUUUAAUAUAGUUGGUGCACAACUCAUUUUGUUAUAAAUUGGAGAGAUGAACAGCAAAACUAAAGACGUGUUCCAUUAUAAACUUUGAUUUUGUUGUACAAGUUGGAAUAUGAAAUACAGUCUUUUGUUUGGGUUACAGUAUGCUUGCUCUGUGAGUCCGAUCUUAAGACAGAUUUUGAGGAACUGUCCCAAUUUCUUCUAUUGGAGUUUUAUUGGUUAAAUAUUGCAAAUUAAUAGGUCAUCAACUGGGACUUGGCGAUCUUUGUUCUAAAAAUUUUCUUUAUGAUGGGAUUUGGCCAAUUUUGGUAAUCAAGUUAGGAUGGUAAUGUCUGCUUCUGCUAAAGGUAAUUUUCUUUUGCUAAACACUUUUUUUUUUUAAGUGCUAAGACCUACUCGUGUUUUAAAGUUAACUACUCAUAUUUUGAGUUAAGUGAGUUCUAAGGCUGCUGGGGGAACCAGAUCAAUUCAAAGUGAAAGAUUUCUUUCAGAAAGAGGGGCCACUCUGGAAACUGCUGGCAGGGUUUGGCCUGAAUCAAGUGCCUGUUCGUACCUCCGUUGUGUUGAAACGGCUCUGGACAGCCGAGCCUGCAGCGUCGUCAGUCCUGUGAGUAGUGGGAGCAGUCGGUGCCGCACAGCAGCCUUCCCCGUGCUUCUGCCUUGAUUGAAAACUUUCUAUGCCACUGUAGAUAGCUCAGGCAAAACUGUUACCUGGGUGUUUAUCCACUAAUGAGUCACAAGAAAAAUGAGUGGAUUUGGUAAGAUUUUUAGUUUAUUUUUUUUACUUCGUUUUUUUUUUUUUUUUUUUUUUUUUUUUUUUUUUUUUUUUUUUUUUUUGUUAAUUUAAACAACUUCCCGUUUACUGACAGUGAUUUCAAACAGACCGAACAACUGCAGUUCCUGAAACAGGUGAAAUCUGUAUUUACAGUCCUUACACUUGGGGUAGCCACGCCCCUGGGGUGACGGUAUGGCAGAGUAGAAAUUAAACAAUUGGGGAUGUAAUCACUGAACUGUUCUCAAAUGUGUGAAUUAUUAGUGGAAAAGACCCAGCUGUAAUUAGACCUCCACUGUGUACUUAGCUGGAAGAACAUGUUAAUUCUGCAAUAUGUCUCUUGGUUAAACAUUGCACAGUUCUUACCUCAUUUCUGUAAAUAAGGUUUUGUGAAUCUGUUUUGUAUUGUGAAAAAUUCAUAACAUUGAUAUUUUGAUUUGUAAUAUUUCUAAUUGGUAGAUUUAAUUGAAAAGUAAAAUUAAUUUAUUUUUAUAUGUUCAGGGGAAUUUUAAAGAAAGUCAAAUCUUUUGUAGAUAAUUAAAAAAAUCGGUGUGGUUUAUUUUACUUAUUUAACCCACUGGUUGUUAUUCUGUAACAAUUUGUAUAAAUGGUAAAUUUUGAAUGUGUUGUUAUUUUACCUAGAUGUAAAAUUCCACAUGUAUUAAAGAAAAUGUACAAAGUUUUUGUUAAUAAAAUUUGAUAAUGUUUAUAA
Panthera uncia (snow leopard) is the source of this 7503-nucleotide messenger RNA. RefSeq names its product MLLT10 histone lysine methyltransferase DOT1L cofactor (gene MLLT10). Bases 2813 to 5716 code for a protein of 967 amino acids. NCBI's taxonomy places the organism in Eukaryota, Metazoa, Chordata, Mammalia, Carnivora, Felidae. Gene Ontology annotation, cellular component: nucleus. The transcript is spliced from 24 exons. Gene Ontology annotation, molecular function: nucleosome binding; histone binding. Gene Ontology annotation, biological process: regulation of transcription by RNA polymerase II. The record is from RefSeq and is a predicted model, not a curated record.